AACGACCGAACCACAUAAGAAAUCGUAACGUUGGAGAUAUUGUUUUAACAAGUUCGACUUUGGUUUACGGCACACAUCAGUUAUAAGAGUAAAACGAAGGUGACGCUUUCUAGGACAGGUGAGGUAGAGUUGUGUAAACGAACACACAGAUAAGAUGGCGACGAACUAUUUACAGACCAAUGUUUUAUCGCAUGCUGCUAGAGUUCGUAGAUUGUACAAAUUAGCUCUGAGAACUUUACGUGAUAAUUAUCCAACCAGAGAUGAAUUACGAUAUCAAUCAGUACUAAUGAGAGAUCGGUUCGACAGACAUAAAGAAUUAAAUGAUGUCUCAAAAGCUAAAAAGUUACUUGCACUCGGUGAAGAGGAGUUAUUUAGAAAAUCCCACAAUAAACCCCUACAGUAUAACAACUGUCCUGGUGGUAUAGCUUAUGAGAGGAGUCCUAUUCCUCCAGAUUCAAUAUUUGACUACUGGCAUCCUUUAGAGAAAGCUUUAUUUCCUAAAUAUUUCGCUAAAAGAGAACAGAUGAAGCAAGAAUAUAUUGAGAGAUGGGAGGCUAAAUAUGGUAGAAGUGGUGCAGAAAAUAUCAAAUAUUGAAAUAUUUCGACAAGAAGUCUGUAAAUUGUUCGGUGAUCAGCUAUCUGUGAAAUAAACUAUGAUGAAGUAUAUAACAAUGAUAGAGUGUGUUUGUGUAUAUACUUUAGUUAAUAAAUUGUAAAGUUGUUAGUUCUUUU
Messenger RNA from Lottia gigantea (owl limpet), 732 nucleotides. RefSeq lists its product as hypothetical. The coding region runs from base 155 to 595 and encodes 146 amino acids. The record is from RefSeq and is a predicted model, not a curated record. The transcript is spliced from 4 exons. Gene Ontology annotation, biological process: mitochondrial electron transport, NADH to ubiquinone. Lineage: Eukaryota; Metazoa; Mollusca; Gastropoda; Lottiidae.